Molecule: messenger RNA, 1826 nt
Organism: Armigeres subalbatus
Lineage: Eukaryota; Metazoa; Arthropoda; Insecta; Diptera; Culicidae
Product: facilitated trehalose transporter Tret1-like
Exons: 5
Coding region: 618-1811 (397 amino acids)
Source: RefSeq, a predicted model, not a curated record
UUUGACGAAUAAAAUCGCGUACGCUGUAGUACCCGCGAGUACGUCCGCGACACACCGCGAAGUAAUUUAUUGGCUAUCUGGUUCAAACUGAUCGAAAGCAAAAGCGUAACAUUUGUUAUAGUUUGUUGAAUACUUGAUGGAGACGAAAUUUUUGAAAGCGAGAAGUUAUAGUGAAUCAAUUGGAAGUGCAGUUGUUUCAGUGAAGUUGCUGAAUUACUAGUUUGCGUGAUUUUGGAAAACCUGUGGCCUUUGAUGCAAUAUACCGCGAAAGUGCUCAUAUAAGAAACAGUUAGAAAAGCAAAUAAAAAUAGCAACAAAUUAACCUGAAAAAAAAGCAAACGAAGCAAUAUCAUUGGAUAUAGAAAGGUGCCGUUGCCGAUUUGCGUUAUUUGAAGGAUACACGUCGCCUCUGAAAGAAAGCAAGACGCAAUAUUGGAAGGUGUUACGUGUUCUGUCGAAAAAAAAUCUAAGUUAUAAUUAAGAGAAAGAAGUGCUUUCGUUACUGUGCUUAAACACUCAAGCAUACAGAGAAGCUGAGUGUUGCUACUUUGUGCUGUGAUAAUUCCAAGCAAAAACGCUAACAUUUAGCAGCAAAUUGAAAAAGUUUAAGUGCAAAAAUGAGCUCGAACAGGCAGGGCGGCCCGGUGGGUCGCAUCGUUGACAAGAUAAAGCGAACGAUGACAAACGAAGGGGAUGACACACGCGAUCCCCUGCAGUACGGUUACCAGCGUGUCAACACCGCGGAAGGAUCGCUUUCCACAUCGACCACCGGUACCAGCCUGGAUACGAUCGUACUGGAUACGAACGCCGAGGACCUCAACAGUACCCCACGGGUAGGGGCCCAGCGGACGUUUAGUCCGAUUUUGGAAACGGAGGACACGAAUCUGUUUCUGGAUUCGCCUACACUGGGACAAAAAUCGCCCCCGUCCGUGAGUGAACCGAAGACCAAAAGUAAAUCGUCACUGAAAGGAUCGAGGGUGUCCUUCGAUCAGGAGGAUCGGUUCGAUGAGACCGACGAAGGCUUCCGCAAACAGAGGGAACACUUUCAGAAAAAUAAAAGCCACAGCACCUCGGAGCACAAGAAUCUGUUGAUAAAGGAACUUCGACAUCUGCUCGCCGCCGACAACCGUCGCCAGUUCCAGGGCAAAAAGCAUGUCUCCCUGGACGUCCAAAGUUCCCGGGUGCUCGAGGAACUGCUGAAGGCUUCGUCCUCGGAGGACGACUUCGAGGACCAGCGCAAACAGUUCCAGGAGCGUAAACACAAAAGCCUGGACGCCCGCCAUAUUUCGUUCAAAUUCGAAAAGGAACCGUCACCGUCCAGCAGUGAAGAAGACUUCGAACCAUCGACCUCGUUGCUUAAGAUAGAUGCCGAUAUCACCAAACCGGUUAUCAUCGACUUCAAAGACCUAGAAUCGAGCGAGGACGAAGACUACCUGUCCUCGCGGAAACAUUUCCAGUCGGCGAAGUCGAUGAGCACCGACUCGCGCAAAAGCAACAAAAGUAUACGGUUCUUCGAAAUGGAAAUGGGCACCAAGGAGGAGAACAUUCGGACGGCCGUGCCCUUCGUGCGACAAAUCACGGAGGAUGGAAAGCCAAAGCUCGAAGUGUAUCGGCCCACCACGAAUCCGAUUUAUAUUUGGACACAGGUCUUGGCAGCACUAUCGGUAUCGCUUGGUUCCAUGGUUGUAGGAUUCUCGUCAGCUUACACCUCACCGGCGCUGGUGUCCAUGAAGGAUCGGAACAUAACUUCGUUUGAAGUUACGGAUCAAUCGGUGAGUAUUUUGUGUGUGCGUGUUUUUAAUCAUUGUUGAAAAGUGAUAAUGUGU